This is a messenger RNA of Capsella rubella, 2373 nucleotides long. RefSeq names its product putative L-type lectin-domain containing receptor kinase I.4. Gene Ontology annotation, cellular component: plasma membrane. The transcript has a single exon. Lineage: Eukaryota; Viridiplantae; Streptophyta; Magnoliopsida; Brassicales; Brassicaceae. Bases 27 to 2039 code for a protein of 670 amino acids. Gene Ontology annotation, biological process: protein phosphorylation. Gene Ontology annotation, molecular function: protein kinase activity; carbohydrate binding; ATP binding. The record is from RefSeq and is a predicted model, not a curated record.
UUUGCAGACUCUCUCUUUCAGUAAGAAUGGCUUUCAGACUGGAUUUAGUUUUGAUCUUCUCCUGCUUUCAUCUGAUUUGUGUCUCAUGUCAACAAGAAACCAGGUUUGUCUACAAUGGCUUUGAUCAAGCUGAUCUUUUUAUUGAUGGGCUUGCCAAGAUCCUUCCUGGUGGACUUUUGCAGUUGACAAAUGAUACAAAGUUGCAAACAGGUCAUGCUUUUUUCAACAAGCCAUUUGAUUUUAAUACAUCUUCUUCAAUUUCGUUUUAUACACGUUUUGUGUGUGCUUUGGUGCCUCCUAAGUUGGGAGCUGAGGCUGGCCAUGGGAUGGCCUUUGUUGUAUCUCCUUCCAUGAAUCUCUCUCAUGCAUACCCAACUCAGUACUUGGGCAUCUUCAACAGCUCAACAAACGUGACUUCUUCCUCUUCUCAACUGCUUGCUAUUGAGCUCGAUACUGUUGAGACAACAGAGUUUAAAGAGCCAGACGAGGCUCAUGUUGGGAUUGAUGUAAACAACCCGAUAUCUGUUGACUCUGCUCUUCCAUCUUACUUUUCUAGUGCCUUGCGGAAGAAUAUAACCAUAAAUAUCUUGAGUGGGGAACCUAUCCAGGUAUGGGUGGAUUAUGAUGGAUUGUUGUUAAAUGUCUCUCUAGCUCCUAUAGAAAUCGAGAAACCGAAUCAGCCUCUUCUGUCGCGAGCCAUCAAUCUUUCAGAAAUUUUUCAAGAAAAUAUGUUUGUUGGGUUUUCUGCAGCAACAGGGAAAUUGACUAGUAACCAGUAUAUACUUGGGUGGAGUUUUAGUAGAAGCAAAGAAUUAUUACAACCCCUUGAUAUCUCUAAACUCCCCAAAGCUCCCCUACCAGAAGAUGAACAGGCUCCUCUCCCUAGAGAUGGACAUGAUAAAGUAUCUCCUUUGCUUAUUGGGUUGGUCGUCUUAUUAGUGAUACUAGUACUGGUGGUCAUUGGAGGAUUGUACUGGUACAGGAAAAACAAGUAUGCAGAAGUACGAGACUCGUGGGAAAAGGAAUAUGGUCCACACCGAUUCUCUUACAAGUCUUUGUACAAAGCAACAAAUGGGUUUAGUAAAGAUUUUUGUGUAGGGAAAGGUGGGUUUGGAGAAGUGUACAAAGGAACUCUGCCCUUAAGCAGGCAUAUAGCUGUGAAAAGACUGUCGCAUGAUGCAGAGCAAGGAAUGAAACAGUUUGUGGCAGAAGUUGUAACUAUGGGAAGUUUACAGCAUCGCAAUUUGGUUCCUCUUCUUGGAUAUUGCAGGAGAAAAGGUGAGUUACUGCUGGUCUCUGAGUACAUGCCCAAUGGUAGUCUUGACCAGUACUUGUUUCAAAACCAAAACCCAUCUCCUUCAUGGUCGCAAAGGAUUUCUAUUCUUAAGGACAUUGCCUCGGCUCUCCAUUACCUGCAUACAGGAGCCAGUCCACCUGUUUUGCACCGAGAUAUAAAAGCUUCUAAUGUCAUGUUGGAUUCUGAGUAUAAUGGAAGGUUAGGAGAUUUUGGUAUGGCUAAGUUUCAUGAUCCCAAAGCCAACUUAUCUGCAACAGCUGCUGUGGGCACCAUAGGUUACAUGGCACCUGAGCUAAUAACAAUGGGAGCUUCUACAAAAACUGAUGUCUAUGCCUUUGGUGCUUUCCUUCUUGAAGUAACUUGUGGAAGGCGACCUGUAGAACCUGAGUUACCGGUGGAAAAGCAAUAUCUGCUCAAGUGGGUUUGUGAAUGCUGGCAACAGGCUUCUUUACUUGGGGCAAGAGAUCGAAGAUUGAGGGGAGAAUUCUUACCAGAGGAAGUCGAGAUGGUUUUGAAACUUGGGUUGCUCUGCACAAAUGCUGUGCCAGAAUCAAGGCCAUCCAUGGGACAAGUGGUACAGUACCUAAGCCAAGACCUACCCUUGCCGGAUAUUUCACCGUAUACUCCAGGUAUUGGGGCUUUUAUGCAUGUUUCAAUGGAAGCAUCAUCUGCCAUUUGUGUCCCAAAUUCAUCUAUACCUAUGUUUGUUACUCACACGAUUUUGGGAGGUUAUGGAAGAUGAGAUCUAUGAAACUAUGUAUUCUCUGCAUCUAAGUCUCUUUUGCUACCCAAAUGUUUAAUUUUUAGUCUUUUAGAUAAUUAACUACGUUGUUGGUUGAGUCUGUGUAGUCUUGUCUUCUUUCAUCGUUAAUAAGUGUUGUUUAACCGUAAGUGGCCAAGAGAGUUUUAAACGUGUAUCACUUUUCUUGUGUUUAGUAUAUGAAACCAUUAUGAUCCAUUUGAUAUGCAUAUUAAAGAGAGAAACUGUAACUUUAAUAUUCAAACGAUAUGUAUUUUACCACUGGAUUCUACCUUGUCUGUGUUUCACUUGCUUUGCUUUGAAACUUUAGUUCAAA